AUGUCGCUCUCGCUUGACCCUCCUAACACCGAUACGACCAAAUUUAAGGUCGCCGCGGUCCAGGCUGAGCCUGCUUGGUGCGACCUCCAGGGUGGCGUCGAUAAAACUAUACGGAUCAUACGUGAAGCCUCAUCUGAGGGAGCAAAAAUCAUCGGUUUUCCGGAGCUCUUCAUUCCAGGUUAUCCAUGGACGUUAUUAGCUAACAAUUUCAUUACCGCCCAGCCUGUCAUCAAGGACUAUCACGCUAACGCACUUUCGAUUCAUUCUCCGGAAAUGAAUCGCAUUCAAGAAGCCGUAAAUGAAGCUGACGUGACCGUUGUUUUGGGGUUCGCAGAACAUGCUGGUGGAUCGCUCUAUAUUGCUCAAGUCACCAUCACGCCCGACGGUAAGAUCGCAAAUCAUCGACGCAAACUCAAGGCCACUCAUUACGAGAAAACCAUUUUUGGUGACGGAAAUGACCAGUCCGUCUACAAUGUCGUUCAAACUCCAUACGGUAGACUGGCUUCUUUGAACUGCUGGGAGCAUAUCCAACCAUGGUUCAAGACCCAUAUGUAUACACAAUAUCCACAGCUUUUCGUCGCAUCGUGGCCGGCCGCAUUUCCUCCUCAUACUGGCGGAUCUCCGUACAGCUACAGUAGCGAGGCCUGCACUCGCAUGAGUCAAUUCAUAGCCAUAGAAGGCGGAUGCUUCGGGAUCGUUGCUUCUACUGUCAUUAGUGAAAAAGGUGCUGAGAGAAUGAAGUUGUCUGGAUUUCCUUGGUUCAAAAUUCCCGGCGGUGGCUUUUCUGUAAUAUACGGUCCGGAUGGCUCGGCGCUGACUGAGCCUGUCGAUUCGGAUGCAGAAGUCAUCGUCUACGCUGACAUUUCUCUAGAUAAAAUUGCAGAAAAUAAAGUUGUUGCGGACGUCAUGGGAAAUUCAGUGAGCCGUCUGUGUUUGUUACGAAACAUAGCCUCAAGUUGCCUUUAG
This is a messenger RNA of Desarmillaria tabescens, 966 nucleotides long. RefSeq names its product nitrilase. The coding region runs from base 1 to 966 and encodes 321 amino acids. NCBI's taxonomy places the organism in Eukaryota, Fungi, Basidiomycota, Agaricomycetes, Agaricales, Physalacriaceae. Gene Ontology annotation, molecular function: catalytic activity. The transcript has 7 exons. The record is from RefSeq and is a predicted model, not a curated record.